AUGGCCCCCUCGUAUGCUCUGCAGCUCUUCCUGCUGCUGGCCUCCCGCAUCGGGGCUGGCACCCCGCUCACCUCCUCCAGAGCUGGAUCCAGCGGCUCAUCCCUGGGCUCCGGUGCCAGUGCUCCCUCCAUCAAGUCCUCAGGCCCAGCAGCCCCUGUGGAGACUGUGGAGUCCGGGCGCUCUCCCAAAGCCCAGCAUUCCCACGACCACAUGUCCAGGCCUGUCGGGUCAGCUGCUUCCGAGGAAGGGUGGAUGGUGAGCACCUACAUCCCGGGGACCGAAAUGCCCCCUGAUGAACCAUGCCCGGAGCCUGCCUGUGCCUCUGCUGAGACGCCCCCUGCAGGCGUUUCCACCCAGCUUCCAGGCGUGAAAGGACCCCCAGACGCCCCAGGCUCUGCCUUCUUCCCUGAGCUUCUGGAUUCUGAGUUUUCUCCCCUGAACCCUGAAUCAAGAGCCCCUGCAGAGACAGACUCUGGGGCGAGCUUUCCACAGCAGGUGGGGGGCCCUCUCGCAGUCCUUGUGGGGGCCACCAUCCAGCUCCCACUGCUUCCGGUUCCCAGCCCUGGGCCCCCUGCCCCACUGGUGGUGUGGCGGAGGGGCACCAACGUGCUGGCAGCAGGUGGCCUUGGGCCAGGACAGCCGCUAAUCAGCCUGGACCCAGACCCGGCAGUCCGAGACCGGCUGCACUUUGACCAGGCUCGUGGGGGUCUGGAACUCUCUUCAGCCCAACUGGUUGAUGCUGGUGUUUACACGGCUGAGGUCAUCCGGGCUGGGGUCUCCCGGCAGAUCCGAGAGUUCACGGUGGGUGUGUACGAACCCUUGCCCAAGCUCUCCGUGCAGCCCGCGACCCCCGAGACAGAGGAGGGGGCGGCCGAGCUCCGGCUCCGCUGCCAGGGCUGGACGCCGGCCAGCGGGCAGCUGAGCUGGAGCCGGGAAGGGCGCGUGCUGGAGGCCGCGGACCCCGAGGGGGCGGCGGCCCGGGUCCGCGUCGAGGGCGACCAGCUGCUCAUCGCGCGGCCAGUGCGCAGCGACCAAGCGCGUUACACUUGCCGCGUCCGCAGCCCCUUCGGCCACACGGAGGCCGCAGCCGACCUCAGUGUCCUCUACGGCCCGGAUGCGCCGGUGAUCACCGUCUCCUCCGAUCGCGACGCCACCCCCGCCCUCUAUGUCACGGCCGGCAGCAACGUGACCCUGUACUGCGCCGCCGCCUCGCGGCCUCCCGCCGACAUCGCGUGGAGCCUGGCCGACCCCGCCGAGGCCGCCGUGCCCGCCGGUCCGCGCCUCUUGCUGCCGGCGGUCCGGCCCGGGCACGCGGGCGCGUACGCCUGCCUGGCCGGGAACCCGCGCACCGGGCGCCGCCGCCGCUCGCUGCUCAACCUCACGGUGGCGGAUCUGCCUCCAGGGACACCACAGUGCUCAGUCGAAGGGGGGCCUGGGGACCGCAGCCUGCAUUUCCGCUGCUCGUGGCCCGGGGGAGUCCCCGCCGCCUCCCUACAGUUUCAGGGUCUCCCUGAAGGCGUCCGCGCAGACCCAGCACCCUCUGUGAUACUGGCAGCUGUCCCUGUCCACCCCCGACUCAGCGGCGUCCCUGUCACCUGCCUUGCUCGCCACCUGAUGACCACACGCACCUGCACUGUCAUACCAGAGGCCCCCCGAGAAGUGCUGCUGCUCCCUGUGGUGGCGGAGACACGGUCAGGGGAGGUGGAGGUGGUGCUGGAGGCCACGGGCUGCCCACCGCCGUCCAGCACAUCGUGGGCCCGGGAGUGGCGGCCCCUGGCCCCCGGUGGAGGAGGUCGUCUGCAGCUCAGCCAGCGCGGCCGGAGGCUCCUCAUCAGCAACUUCAGCCUGGACUGGGACUUGGGGAAUUACUCCGUGUUGUGCAGUGGGGCCCUGGGUGCCGGGGGUGACAAGAUCACGCUCAUUGGACCCUCCAUCUCCUCCUGGAGGCUGCAGAAAACACGGGACAUGGCAGUGCUGACUUGGGAUGUGGAGCGCGGGGCCCUCAUCAGCAGCUUUGUGAUCCAGGCUCGGCCAGAGGGGCCAGAGCCAGGCAGAGCUGCGGCCCACAGGGACUGGGUUUCCUUGCUCACACUGGGGCCUCGGGAGCGCUCAGCUGUGGUGCCCCUGUCACCUCGGGACCAUGGGUCCUGGGCCUUGCGCAUCCUGCCCACCCUGGGCCACCAGCCAGGGACCCCUUCACGAAGUCGGAUCUACCAGGCUGGCCGCACCCUCAGCACUGGAGCUGUUGCCGGCAUUGUUCUGGGCUCUCUGCUGGGCCUGGCGCUCCUCUUGGUUCUCCUUAUUUUGUGCAUCUGUGGCCUGUGUCGCUGCUGCCGAGGAGAAACUCUUAAAGAAAAGAAGCAUUCCCCUACCUUGACCCCAGUGGUCUCCCUGGCAGAAAAGACGAUGCAGAGUGUGACCCCUGUGCAGACUCCCCAAUCUCCACCUCUCAAAGUACCAUUAGACCACCCUAGCCCUAAAAGGGCCUGCCAAACCACAGACUUUUAUAAUCGAGCCAUCACUCCAGCUGCUCAGUGCCCUUUCCCCAUGCUCCUCACCAUGACCUUCAAGUUUUGGAGUUUGACCCCAUGA
This is a messenger RNA of Sorex fumeus (smoky shrew), 2592 nucleotides long. It is a transcript of the gene VSIG10L, whose product is annotated as V-set and immunoglobulin domain containing 10 like. The transcript is spliced from 11 exons. The coding region runs from base 1 to 2592 and encodes 863 amino acids. NCBI's taxonomy places the organism in Eukaryota, Metazoa, Chordata, Mammalia, Eulipotyphla, Soricidae. The record is from RefSeq and is a predicted model, not a curated record.